AUGUAUGGCAUGAACGCAAACUACGACGCCACGGCGAAUAGGGAUGGCGUCCCUGUCACUACUCGAAAACCAACCCACGAGAAUGAAAUUGAGGCCGCCGUCAACAACGAUCCGACCAAGACUGAGGCUACUUCCAUGACCGAAGGCCACGAUGACGAGCAGGGGGCAUCACCUGCCACAUCUCUGGGCAAAGAGGACGACUGUAUCAAGGCAGAAAUGGUUCGUCGCUCAUCCGUUGUCCAGGCUCUUGCACGAUCCUACUCGCGAACCUCCGCAGCUGUCGUUCCCGGACAGAACCCUUUCUUCGCCGAGGAGGACUCUCCUCUAAAUCCAAAUUCACCCAAAUUCAGCGGCAGGGAGUGGGCAAAGGCCAUUGUUGAACUCGUGUCGCAGGACGGCAAAUCAUUUCGCUCCUCAGGCGUCUGCUUCCAGAACCUCAAUGUUCACGGUUUCGGCGCCGCAACCGACUACCAAAAAGACGUCGCCAACGUCUGGUUGUCGGCGGCUGGUGUUGCUCGCCAGCUUACUGGCAGCGGCAAGCAGCGCAUCGACAUUCUACGCAAUUUUGAUGGCCUGGUUCGUAAGGGAGAGAUGCUCGUGGUCCUGGGACCCCCGGGAUCUGGCUGCUCCACCUUUCUCAAGACUAUCGCUGGUGAGAUGAACGGUAUCUUCGUUGAAGACGAUUCUUAUUUCAAUUAUCAAGGCAUCUCGGCCAAGGAAAUGCACACCAGGCAUCGCGGCGAGGCAAUCUACACGGCAGAAGUUGAUGUCCACUUCCCCCAAUUGUCUGUUGGUGAUACCCUCACCUUCGCCGCACGGGCCCGUCAACCUCGACAUCUACCUGAGGGACUCAACAGGAAUGAUUUCGCCAACCAUCUACGUGAUGUUGUCAUGGCCAUGUUUGGCAUAUCGCAUACCAUGAACACGCGUGUCGGUAAUGAGUAUAUCCGUGGUGUAUCUGGGGGUGAACGAAAGCGUGUGACCAUCUCUGAGGCUGCCCUCUCUGGCGCUCCCCUGCAAUGUUGGGACAAUUCGACUCGAGGUCUUGACUCCGCAAAUGCUAUUGAGUUCUGUCGCACCCUCCGUCUGCAAACUGAGCUGUUUAGUAGCACAGCUUGUGUCUCCAUCUACCAGGCGCCUCAAACGGCCUAUGACCUUUUUGACAAGGCUGUCGUGUUAUAUGAGGGUCGACAGAUCUUCUUUGGGCGGGCCGACGAGGCAAAACAAUACUUUAUAAACUUGGGCUUCGAAUGUCCUGCUCGUCAGACUACUCCCGACUUCCUCACCUCCAUGACCUCAUCUCUAGAGCGCAUUGUCCGUCCCGGUUUUGAAGGCAAGGCACCUCGCACACCGGAUGAGUUUGCUACUGCCUGGAAGAACAGCGCCGAAUAUAGGGCUCUGCAGGUGGAAAUCGAAGAGUACAAGGAAGCCCACCCCGUGGGAGGCCCUGAUGCAGAGGCUUUCCGUGCCUCCAAGCGCGCACAACAAGCCAAAGGCCAGCGCAAAAAGUCACCCUUUACUCUCUCCUAUUUCCAACAGAUCAAGCUUUGUUUGUGGCGUGGUUGGAAGCGCCUUGUUGGCGAUCCAAGUUUAACUGUUGGUGCUCUUAUUGGAAAUCUCAUCAUGGCCCUCAUUAUUGGCAGUGUUUUCUACAACCUGGAUGAUACCUCGUCCAGUUUCUUCCAACGUGGCGCAUUGCUCUUCUUCGCAUGCUUGAUGAACGCUUUUGCAUCUGCUCUUGAGAUUCUUACACUUUACGCACAACGGCCCAUCGUCGAGAAACACGCUCGUUAUGCGCUCUAUCACCCCUCAGCCGAAGCAAUCGCUUCCAUGCUUUGCGAUAUGCCGUACAAGAUAAUAAACUCAAUCAUUUUUAACAUAACACUCUAUUUCAUGACCAAUCUCCGGCGAGAACCAGGCCCCUUCUUUUUCUUCUUGCUUAUAAGUUUCUCAACGGUCAUGGUCAUGUCUAUGAUCUUUCGAACGAUUGCUUCUGCCUCCCGAACCCUGUUUCAGGCUCUGGUACCUGCGGCUAUUCUCAUUCUCGACCUCGUUAUUUUCACUGGAUUUGUACUGCCAAAGCAGUACAUGCUCGGAUGGUGCCGCUGGUUGAGCUACAUCGACCCUCUUGGCUAUGCGUUUGAGGCUCUUAUGGUCAACGAAUUCCAUGAUCGCGAGUUCAAGUGCACGGAGUAUGUGCCCACCUCCAAGGCGCCUUUCGCUGGUGCCGCCCAUUUUCUCACAAAAUACGCCAAUGUGGACCCUGAAAACCAGAUCUGUUCUCAGGUUGGCGCUGUUGCGGGAAAUCCAAACGUCAACGGAGACGCUUACACCAGCUCCAACUUUGACUAUGACUGGAAUCAUCGCUGGCGCAAUUUUGGCAUCGUCAUGGCUUUCACCGCUUUCUUCCUUAUUUGCUACAUGGUCGCUGCUGAGCUCGUUUCCGAGAAGAAGUCUAAAGGUGAAGUUCUAGUUUACCGUCGAGGACACAAGCCGGCUGCAGCUGCAGAAGCCGAGAAGCGACACAACGACCCAGAAGCUGCAAUGGCCAACAUUGGCCCAAUUGUCACUGCCGAGAAAAGUCGUGGACAGGGCAAGGAGGGUGGUAUUCUUCAACAGCAGACUUCCGUUUUCCAGUGGCAUGAUGUUUGCUAUGAGGUCAAGAUCAAGGGCGAGACUCGAAAAAUUCUGGACCACGUGGAUGGAUGGGUCAAGCCUGGUACUCUAACCGCGCUCAUGGGCGUGUCCGGUGCCGGUAAGACUACUCUUCUAGAUUGUUUAGCGGAUAGAACCUCCAUGGGUGUUAUUACUGGAGAGAUGCUCGUGGAUGGACGGCCACGCGAUAUGUCCUUCCAGCGCAAGACUGGCUACGUUCAGCAGCAAGAUUUGCACUUGCAGACUACUACUGUCCGCGAGGCACUGAACUUCAGUGCUCUUCUCCGCCAACCGGCUCACGUCCCUAAGAAAGAAAAAUUGGCCUAUGUUGAGGAAGUUAUCAAGCUUUUGGAUAUGACUGAAUAUGCCGAUGCUGUCGUCGGUGUUCCAGGCGAAGGUCUUAACGUUGAACAGCGUAAGCGUCUUACCAUUGGUGUUGAACUUGCUGCCAAGCCUCCUCUGUUACUCUUCGUCGACGAGCCUACUUCUGGCCUGGAUUCCCAAACCUCGUGGGCCAUUCUCGAUCUCCUGGAGAAGCUUACCAAGGCCGGUCAAGCUGUUCUCUGCACUAUCCACCAGCCUUCCGCGAUGCUGUUCCAGCGAUUUGACCGACUUCUCUUCUUGGCCAAGGGUGGGAAGACUGUGUACUUUGGCGAUAUCGGCGAGAACUCCAAGACCAUGACGAGCUACUUUGAACGCAACGGCGGACACCCUUGCCCCGAGGAAGCUAACCCUGCGGAGUGGAUGUUGGAAGUCAUUGGUGCCGCUCCUGGAUCAACUACUGACAUUGACUGGUUCCAAACGUGGCGGGACAGCCCCGAGUAUAAAGCUGUUCAAAAUGAACUCGACACAAUCAAGGCAGAGAAGCAGGCCAGCACCCCGGUCAACGCUAUUGAAGAGGACCCAGGCAGAUACCGCGAAUUUGCCGCCCCUUUCAUGGUCCAGCUCAAGGAGAAUAUCUAUCGGGUCUUUCAACAGUACUGGCGAACACCCGUAUACAUCUAUGCCAAGACUGCUCUUUGCACUCUCGUCGCCCUGUUCAUCGGCUUCAUCUUCUUCAAGGCCCCUAACAGUAAACAGGGCCUCCAGAACCAAAUGUUUGCGAUUUUCCAGCUCCUCACCGUAUUUGGUCAAAUUGUGCAGCAGUCCAUGCCCCAGUUUAUCAUUCAACGAUCUCUGUACGAGGCUCGUGAACGUCCGUCCAAGGUCUACUCUUGGAAGGUCUUUAUGCUUUCUCAAAUCAUUGUCGAACUCCCUUGUAACUCCUUAAUGGCCGUCAUCAUGUACUUCUGCUGGUAUUACCCUGUUGGUCUAUACCGCAACGCCAUACCGACGCAUGCCGUGGCCGAGCGUGGUGCCCUCAUGUUCCUCUUUCUGCUGAUGUUCAUGCUCUUCACCGGUACCUUUUCGACCUUUAUUGUUGCCGGAUUUGAGACUGCCGAGGCCGGUGGCAAUCUGGCUAAUUUGUUGUUUACGCUUUGCUUGAUUUUCUGCGGUGUCCUCGCCACCCCUGAAACACUGCCGCGAUUCUGGAUCUUUAUGUACCGCGUCUCACCGUUUACAUACCUCGUAUCAGGCAUGUUAUCUACAGGUGUAGCCAACACCAAAGUAAUCUGCGCAGCCAACGAACUGCUCAGUUUCGAGCCUCCCUCCAACCAGACCUGCUGGCAGUACAUGGAGGACUACAUUAAUGUCUUUGGCGGCGAGCUCACGAACCCCAACACCACAUCGACCUGCGAGUUUUGCACCAUCAGCGACACCAAUGUUUUCCUCGCCGGCGUCAGCAGCAACUACGGCGAUCGCUGGCGCAACUUUGGUCUGCUCUGGGUCUUUGUCAUUUUCAACAUAGGCGCCGCCCUGUUUGUGUACUGGCUCGCUCGUGUACCCAAGAACAAGCUCGGUGGUAAGAAGGCGAAGAAGGAGUAA
Molecule: messenger RNA, 4581 nt
Organism: Metarhizium acridum CQMa 102
Lineage: Eukaryota; Fungi; Ascomycota; Sordariomycetes; Hypocreales; Clavicipitaceae
Product: Multidrug resistance protein
Biological process (GO): transmembrane transport
Cellular component (GO): membrane
Molecular function (GO): ATP binding; ABC-type transporter activity; ATP hydrolysis activity
Source: RefSeq, a predicted model, not a curated record